Molecule: messenger RNA, 591 nt
Organism: Symbiodinium necroappetens
Lineage: Eukaryota; Dinophyceae; Suessiales; Symbiodiniaceae
Source: the annotation of a GenBank genome assembly
AUGGUGUUCACUCCAAGUGCGCUAGAGGAACGGUGCAGGAGCUGGGAGAAAGGUGCUCCAACCUUGAAGCGGCAACCUGUCUUCAGCUUCUACUCAGACUACACCUUCAGCCUGCUGGAGCCUGUUUUCAGAGACGUAUGUCAUGGCGCAGAUCAUGAAAGGCUUUGUGAAGCGACUCAGCAGCAAUUCUGCCAGAUGCUGGACAGAUGUGAUUCGGUAGAUUACCAGAGCUGCGACGAUUAUGUCGAUGAGCUCAUGACUCUGUGCAGUGAUAUCACUCGUGAAUGCAGUGGAUCGUCGUUUGCCCAGUGGCGCCUUGGUGCCGAUGCAGAAAGCGAGCUGCGAAAGGGCUGGAUACACUUUGUUCGUCUCAUCGGCAUUCGUGACUAUGACUGGGAGAAUGUGAUGAAAUGCUUGUCCGACCUCCCAGAACAUGAUGAGAUAUCCCAGACAAAAGCAACGACCAAGAUGGUGCAACAAGCCAUCCAUCAGAAGCUGUUGGUCCCUCUCCAGCUUUGGUCAUUUUUGCUCAGAGCUGCUGCAGGGGCAGCCGGUUCAGCCAGCCCUGCAAAGAGGCAAGGAUAUGUAUAG